This is a messenger RNA of Lineus longissimus, 3232 nucleotides long. RefSeq names its product store-operated calcium entry regulator STIMATE-like. The transcript has 7 exons. Lineage: Eukaryota; Metazoa; Nemertea; Pilidiophora; Heteronemertea; Lineidae. The record is from RefSeq and is a predicted model, not a curated record. Bases 187 to 1077 code for a protein of 296 amino acids. Gene Ontology annotation, cellular component: membrane.
UAAGAUGACAGUGCUUCCUGUAUUUUUGGCAACAAAAAUGUGUUUUUUGUUCCUCUAAAACUAUCAACUUAUGGCUUUGAUCGCGAUCGAGUUUAUUCAGAAACAUGUGUGAUAGAAUGUCUUACAUUGGUGCUAAAAUUGUUUCAUGACUUAGCUCCGAUUUGUGUCCGUAAAGGAGCAUUUUAGAUGGGGUCUGCCAACUCCAUAAAUUCCACUGUGAAAGCAAAUGACAGUUUUCAAAAUGACAGCAGUCUCAACUCUACCUCCCCAAAUGGGGAGCUUCAUUGUGCUACUGGAGAUUUGUUAGGUCCUCUUGGACUCUUUGUGCAAGGACUACUCGCUUUUGUAGCUUUUUGCUCACUUAUUGUUAAACGGUUUUGUGAACCGAAGCCCUCAAGACGCCCAUGGAGGAUAUGGUUUUAUGACACAUCCAAGCAGGCCCUCGGGGCAGCUGUGAUACAUUUCGCCAAUGUUUUCCUUGCCGAUGUAUUCCAGGGAGACCCAUGCACAUGGUAUGUUGUGAGUUUCCUACUGGACUCGACCAUCGGCCUCCUUGUGAUUUAUAUCGGGCUGAAAAUCGCUCAGCUCGUCGUCCUCAAGAAAGGCUAUGAUACGCUCAGGUUUGGAGAAUAUGGUUCUCCACCACAGUGUAAUGCCUGGAUAGGACAGUGUGCUCUAUACAUUCUCGUCAUGAUCAUCGAGAAAAUCCUCAUGACUUGUCUGGUGCAGUUCAACUUUUGGAAAGAGGUCCGUAAUUUUAUGAUGUCGCCAAUCAAAGACCCUCACCUGGAGCUCAUCAUUGUCAUGUUCAUAGUGCCUCUUAUCGUGAAUGCCAUAAUAUUCUGGGUGGUAGAUAACUUCCUCAUGCGUAAGGGCCGUGGUGUGACGCGGUCGAUGAGCAACGGCGACUCAAUACGCUACCACAAGGCUGCUGAUAAAGUCAAAUACUAUCCAAGAUCUGGCAGUGCUGAGGCGGAUGAUUCCGAUUCAGACGUUUUGUUAUCACUAGAUGAGGACCAAGGAGCGAAUUCGUCGGACCGGUAUCACCUAUUGGCGAAUUCUUCAGCGGUGUCAUAACACCGGGUGUUCGGCGUAGGACCUUUGGAAAUUGAUCAAUCAGAUUUCAUAAAGCGACCAAGAAAAGUUACAUGUUUCAUUGCAAGCCUCUACGAAAUGUACAUUUCCAUUUGACCUACUCUGCACGCUGGAAAGUUCAUGGUUUGGGUUCUAGGCUAAGUUGACGCCAGCGUUGGGGACAAAAGGUUUUGAACAACCAAGUCCUGAUAUCAACAAGAGUAGAGGUCAUCAUUUCACAAAGCCCAGUCUCUCCUGACACCUUUCAAUAGACCUCAGAUAAGCUGCCUAAUCAGUGGUCUAACCUGAACAUUUCUUACCGGUAUUCAUUUAUGCACAUCAGUGGAGUUUGUUAAGUUUGACAAAAAGACCUUGAAUCUCAUUCCUACUGUGGGGGUUGUACCAGGGAUCUCCUGAUCACUAACUUAGAAACACAAGUCACUAGACCACUGCAGUUAGGAACCAUCAGUACUGUCCCACAGUUAUAGACUAUUAUGACCUCAUAUCCAGGGAGCUGUUGUUAUGUGUGGUACCUAUUGUUAGGUAACAUAGUUUGCACCUGCAGGCAAGGUUAUGCACCUGCUUACAAGGUUAUGCAAGAACAAUGUGGACCCCUAGUUGGUCACGGUGUUCAUAGUGUGUCAGCUGUACUAUUAAAUAACGCCAGAUUCUACACUAUUAUUGGCUCAUUUUUAGGCAAAAUCAUGGUUGGGCUUCUAAUGGUGAUGCAGAAUUUCGUUUUCUCACCCAAAUUGGUGCUGUGAGCUUGAGACUGAUGGCCAUCAAAUGGCAAUAUAUAUCCCUGUAUGCAACACUGAAGGUCACAUUGUAAUUUGUUUUUCAGUUUUGUUUUCCAUAUAUUUAUCAUUAAAAAAGUAGAUAAAUCUUCUAACAUUUAGAUAGGAAGUGUGGAUCAAUUUAUCUAACACAAUAACCGAAAUUAUCCGUGAUGUAAAUUCUAUAGGGUUUGCCUUACAUCUUACUCGAUAUCCCAGAUCACCAAAAUUUUUAUGGAACAUGGCUGGGCUUUUAUCACAUGAUUUUGGGCACACCCUGUAUUCAAAAAUGUCGGCUCUUCUAAACAUGAAUGGGACAUUGUGGCACAGGCUUUUUCACCAAAAUAUGGGACACAUAAUGUUAUUGUCCAGUUUAUUAGAGUCCAGUUAAUUAUAAUCUGAGUGGUGUUGUCUGUUAUUCUGAGGAUACUCUCCGUCAGACACGCACAGUAAACCUAUACAAUCUUGCCAAAACAGUUCAGUAAUUUCAAAACCAUAUCAGUAGGAUAUUUUCAGUCCUCAUGCAGAGUGCAUGUAAAUUUGAAGGCCGACUCAGUUUGUUCAAAAUUUGAAAUUAGGAAUUGAAUUUGAGAUUUAUCGAUGAUGUGAGUACACAUUGAAUAUCAAUUUUAACAUUGCUGCUCUUGGUCAAUCUUCAUGACAUUAACAUGUCUACUGACUGAACAGCGGCAAUGUUUAUUUCUUUUUACUUAUGGGGCAGACAAACACCAUGUAUAAAUGAAUAGUGUACCGUAGUUCUUUAACCCUUCAACUACCAAGUGCUUCGCUAAAUAUUGAAAAAAUUCAUAAGCAAAACCAUGAUUAAGGAAACUCGCUUUUGCACAGUUUGAAAGUACUAGUAUAUUAUGUAAGAUUUGCGUGAAUUUAUUUGCCGAUUAAGAUUGUUUCUUUAAUGUACGUGUAUUGAAUUAAGUUAUCUUGUGUACAUUGUAUUGUGUUGGAAGCUUGAGAAAGUACCUUUAUCAGCGGCUGAAAUAUCUCACAGAAUCAACUGCAUUUAGCUCAGACAUUGAAAUUUCGUUUUAACAUGACAAGUCUGAAUAAGAAUCAGACUGUCUUCCUUACAUUGGCUGCAAUGAAAGAUGUGGAAUGAAAGGUAGAUUGGUGUUAUAGAUUUGGACUGAUUUUUGAACCUGGAAUAACUCAUUUGACUCAUUUUUGGUUCUGCGACUUAGUCAAAAUACUCAAGAAAUUGAAAAUAAAUGCAGCUGGCCCAUGGUUUUUGUGUUCGCCUCUUUUCAGAGCGGCACACCGAGUGAUGAAGUGGCCAAAUUCUGUGAUGUUAUGGGGUGAGCCUCUGUUGAAAACAACGUCAUUCUCCAUGAUCUGUGGUGUGACGUUGUUUACAAUACAGACUGGCC